Messenger RNA from Petromyzon marinus (sea lamprey), 1587 nucleotides. The record is from RefSeq and is a predicted model, not a curated record. Lineage: Eukaryota; Metazoa; Chordata; Hyperoartia; Petromyzontiformes; Petromyzontidae.
CAGCAGCAGCAGCAUCCUCAGCAACAGCAGCAUCAGUAUCCUCAGCAGCAACAUCAUCAGCAGCUUCAGCAGUAUCAUCAUCAGCAGCAGCAGCAGCAGCAGUAUCCUCAUCAGCAGCACAAUCCGUAUCAGCCGUCGCCAUUCCAUCCAGCCCAUCAACAACAACAACAACAACCGCUACUACUACCACCACCACCACCACUACUGCAACCACCACCACAGCUAUUACCACCACCACCAUCACCACAACAACAACAACAACAACCACAACCACCACCACACCAACCCUCAUGGCCUCCCUCUCAACGCGAAGGGCCCUCCAUUCUACCUCUGCCAAGCGGACCACAGCAGCAGCAGCAGCAGGAGGGCGGCAGGAGACACGGGGGUGGUGGUGGUGGUGAAGAGGAGGAGGAGGAAGAAGAAGAGCGGAGACGAGAUGCGGCGUGGGUGGAGCAGUUUGAGAGGGCCCGCUUUGGCGGGGAGACAAAGGCGGCCGGGAGAGGGGGAGAAGUGGGGAGCUUGGCGCAGGCGAGGGCGGAGGUGGUAGCCGCUGUUGGGGCCGUGCAGAAGAUGAUGGGAGCGGUGGCACUUCUGAGGAAGGAGGAUGGAGCUGCGUGGGUGGAGCAGGUGGAGGCGCUGGAGCGGAUGAGGGUGGAGUUGCGUGGAGCGGUGGACAAGGUCUGCAGCUCAGCGUGGGUGGAGCAGACUCGGAGCAAGAUGGAGGCCAGGCUCACUCGGAGGAGGUGGCGGAGGAGCUGGAGGAGGAGGAGGCGGGAGGAGGUGGAGGCGAGGGAGCAGCGACGGAGGAGGGCGACGCUGACGCUGGACGCCUGGCUCCAGCAGCGGCAGCGGCUCAGCGACAAGGCCAAGCGGGAGGAGGAGAUGCAGGUGGUGGCUGACUCUGCCGUGUCCGAGGUGAGGAGGAAGCUUGCUGACUGUGGGCGCCUCUCCUCCAUUCUCAGCGCGAUCUGUCAACUCCGCACGGCUCGCUGCCUCGCAACCACUCGCAAGGGGCUCGCAUCACCAGAGUCAUCGUCAUCAUCGUCAUCGUCGUUCCGUGUCCACGUGUCUCUCCUGCGCUCGCUGUGCCGUCGGCGGGCACAGCUCUACCGCGACGAGGAGACGGCCAUCCUCGUCCUCACGGCUCACGACGACGAGGAGGAGGAGGAGGGGGAGGAGGGGGGCGACGAGGAGGCGGAGGAGGAGGAGGAUGAGGUGGCGCUGUUCGGGAGCACAGGCCGUCAGCACCAUGCAGUCCAUCAAGUUGCAGAUUCUUCCAUCUCAGCGCUGCUGCACAUACGGGGCGAGUGGGACACGUCUGAGCCCUGCCACACUAACGUGGAGUGUCCGUGUCUGUCUAGGGGCGAGUGGGACACGCCUGAGCCGUGCCACGGUAACGUGGAGUGUCCGUGUCUGUCUAGGGGCGAGUGGGACACGUCUCAGCCCUGCCACACUAACGUGGAGUGUCCGUGUCUGUCUAGGGGCGAGUGGGACACGUGUCUGUCUGAGAACGGCUCUCCGAUUCCGAGAGGCUGGGUCCAACCUCCGCCGCCGAGCAGCCCGGCGUGGUUGACUGCACUUCUAUGA